AUGAACGGCUUCUCGUGGGGUGAUGACGGCGCCGGAGAGGAAGGGUCGGCAGACGAUGACGAUGACGAUGCGGGCCGGGAGAAUCGAAUGGAACAAGUGGCUGUGGGCAUGGGCUUGAGCCUGGGUAGCGUGUUCCAGAAGGCUGACGAAGAGGGAAAUAUGACGGGGUGCGACUGCUUUGAUAUAGCAGCGCGAUGGUUUGAGGACUGCUUCGUGUAA
This is a messenger RNA of Letharia lupina, 219 nucleotides long. RefSeq lists its product as uncharacterized. The transcript has 2 exons. The coding region runs from base 1 to 219 and encodes 72 amino acids. The record is from RefSeq and is a predicted model, not a curated record. Lineage: Eukaryota; Fungi; Ascomycota; Lecanoromycetes; Lecanorales; Parmeliaceae.